AUAAAGAAAAUAAGACCUGUUACCUCUUUUGUCCCACUUGUCGUCAUUGUACAGAGUUACCAGAAGAAGGAGUAGGAGCCUUCCCUGUAGCAUUCACUCUCAACAACCUCAAAGAGAUAUACAGUCUAAUGAAAAAAGUAGCUGAUCCUCAACAGGUCACCUGUGACAACUGUACUACAGCUAAUGCCACUGGAUACUGCAAAGACUGCAGUAAGUUUCUUUGUCAAAAGUGUAUGGAUGUACACAAGAUGUGGGCUCCUAUUGCUCACCAUCAGCUGACAAGUCUUGAUGAGGUGGCAGCCUCUGAUGUCUCUUCUACUUCUCAAUUGCUAGCUCCAGCUAAACAGGAGGCACCUCUCAUUUGUCCCAUACCAAGUCAUGAUGAGCCUUUAAAGAUCUACUGUGAAACAUGUGAUAGUGUUAUAUGUCGUGACUGUACAGUCCGUACUCAUAAAGACCAUGAAUAUGACUUAGUCUCUACCAGUUAUACUAAACACUGUCUAGAAUUGGAAGGUUCUCUUAAUCCGGUAAAAGGGGAAAUUGAAGCACUCAAGAAGGUCCUGUCUGCUCUAGCAGAGAGAGAGGGUGAGAUCAGAGAAAGAGGAAAAGGAGUCUUAGAAGAAAUACGCAAAAUGGUUGAGGAAAUGAUGAAUGUUCUUCAGAUAUACAGUCUAAUGAAGAAAGUAGCUGAUCCUGAACAGGUCACCUGUGACAACUGUACUACAGCUAAUGCCACUGGAUACUGCAAAGACUGCAGUCAAUUCCUUUGUACAGAAUGUAUCUCUACCCACAAGAAAUGGGCUCUUUUUGCUAACCACCAGCUGACAAGUCUUGAUGAGGUGACAGCCUCUGAUGUUUCUUCUACUUCUCAAUUGCUAGCUCCAGCUAAAAAGGAGGCAACCCUCACUUGCUCUGUACCUGGUCAUGAUGAUUCGUUAAGGUAUUACUGUGACACAUGUGAUGAAUCUAUCUGUCGUGAUUGUAUCAUGCUGGCUCAUAAAGAUCACAAGUAUAACUUAAUUGCUGAUAGUUAUACUAAACACAAAGAAGCACUGGAGAAAUCUCUUAAUCCGGUAAAAGAGAAAAUUGAAGGACUCAAGAAGUUCUCUCCAGAUGGAAAGUUUGUGAGUCAGUUUGGUACUUAUGGAUCUGGUCCUGUACAGUUUAAUAGAUCUGAAGUCUUCACUAGUGAUAGUGUGUUUGUUAGGAAGUUUGGAAGCAGAGGCAGUAAUAUUGAUCAGUUUCAUUAUCCCACUGGAUUAAAAUUCAAUAAAGAUGGAUUCUUGUAUGUUUGUGAUUUUUAUAACAACCGAGUUGUUGUUUAUUAG
Amphimedon queenslandica is the source of this 1328-nucleotide messenger RNA. RefSeq lists its product as uncharacterized. Lineage: Eukaryota; Metazoa; Porifera; Demospongiae; Haplosclerida; Niphatidae. Gene Ontology annotation, molecular function: zinc ion binding; ubiquitin protein ligase activity; protein binding. The coding region runs from base 129 to 1328 and encodes 399 amino acids. The transcript has 4 exons. The record is from RefSeq and is a predicted model, not a curated record.